GCGACGCUGAUGGUGGUGCCCUUGUUUGGACUUCAGUUCCUCCUGACCAUCUACCGCCCGGGCUCCAGCGCAUGCAAGUGGACAAAUUUCUACCACAUCCUGAACCACAUCAUAGAGGGCAGCACCGGCAUGCUCGUCGCCGUCAUAUUCUGCUACAUGAACAGCGAGGUGCGGACACUACUGAAGCGGAGUUGUCAUUGCCUCACGGAGGAGCUGGAAAGCCGCGGCAUCCUCCGUCUCCGUGACAACACGCACGCCAGGAGCAGGUACAGCAUGUCCACAGUCCACACUAUUGUGCCCGACACAAACGUUAACACUGGCGCUGUCAAACAGUUCCACAGCCACGAUGCUGACACCCACUUUAACACUGAAGAGGUAAACAACAAACGUCGGUCAGAUCUCCAGGCAACUUCCUGGCUCAACAAACAGAACCACUCGUCAGGUAUCGAUUUAAAUCAAGCUGCCAAACUGAAGGAGGGAGCCAUAACCGACACCAUAAUUGAUGAGUUCGAAGGUCAAUCCAAUAUUGAGAAAGUCUCUGGAAAUUUAUUUAGUGAAGAAAUAUCACAGCAAAGCCGAAAUACCCCGUCGUUGUUAACUAUCGAAGAAGUCAGUGCCAACGUUGAUUCACAAGACGGUAAGGAAUGGGCGAGGGAAAAUUCUCCCACGGUGAGUGACGUUUCAAAAACUUCUAAUAGGGAGACUUCUGUGAGUUACGUUAACCCAGCUGCAGAUUAGGCAGGAUUUACGAAAGCCAUCCAGUGGAAAAGUUUUGAUCGUUCGUCGGAAGGUCAUUAAAAUUGAAAGACGAGUGAAAAAUUAUGAAGGACUCUCUCGGAGUCGGGAACAUUUAGAAUUUCGAGUGCAGCCUUCAGAUGAUGGACAGCUUUAUAAUUUGGUCCAUUCUGUACCCGUCAUGCUUAUGGUAUCCGUUGGUGAUGAAUUUCACAAUUAGUAGCUAGCGCAUUAUACUUUAUUAAAUAAAAUAAAAUGUAUGAAUCGUAUCCGUCUUCACCAAAUAUUGUUAAUCGAAAACUGUUCAAUAUUUUAUGUGUUACGCAUGUUGCGAUCUGUUACUGAGAGUUGAUUAAUUAGUUAUUUUAAACUAUAUUGAAUUAGAGGAUGAAAUCUUUGUAUUAUUCUAUUUAUUACAUUAAAAUAAUAUGAAUCACUCAAUAGUUCAUUCACGUUUCAGUGUAUUGCAACUUAGAAUAAGUCAUAAAUUAUAUGCGUGUCCCUUUGAUUUAUUAAUUUUUGUCAACAUUGUCAAAAAUGAAUAAUAGUACGAUAUUUGUUCUGCGAGUAGACUACUCCAUUCAUAAAAAAGUGAGCGUUCAUAGUCAGAAUGUUUAGCUUAUUAAUGGCAGGGUUCAUUGUUAGAUUGCUUAGCAUCUUGUACAAUAGGUUGAGACGGAAAUGAAAAACGUUCUUCGACUUUAUGUCAUAGUAUAUAUAAUUCGAGCAUUUUAUUGGCAAUUUUUCUAUGUUUACCAAGCACUUCCUGUUGUAAAU
Hyalella azteca is the source of this 1512-nucleotide messenger RNA. RefSeq lists its product as uncharacterized. The record is from RefSeq and is a predicted model, not a curated record. Lineage: Eukaryota; Metazoa; Arthropoda; Malacostraca; Amphipoda; Hyalellidae. Bases 10 to 738 code for a protein of 242 amino acids. The transcript is spliced from 2 exons.